AUGAACGCGCUCCCCAUGAUGCGUGCUGUGCCGCAAGCGUGCCGUGCCGCCUCGAUGGCUGAAGCUCGGAUCGGUCUCAACAUGCGCAUGCCUCAGCAAGUCCGCACGUACUACGGCAAGCGCAUCGAUCCACGCACGCGUUUCGAGUCGGCCUCCAACUCCAUCCGACCGCGCGUGGUGGCCGCCUCGCGCCCACCCUCUGCGUCCCCUACCCGCGUUGGCCUCAUGCUCGGUGGUGGUGCCCUCGUCUUCUUCGCCGGUCUCAAUGCGACUCGUCCGAUCCAGUGCGAGCCCGCGCGUCCCUACGCCACCUCCUCCACCCCCGCUCUUCCCACCGGCACCUCGACCUCCGCCGCCACAGAGCCCGAAAGCAUCGUCAACAUCUACAGCCUCUCGUUCGGCACCAUCUGCGGCGUCUGCGCAGGCGUCUUCAUCAAAAAGGGCCUCAAACUCAUCGCCUUUCUCCUCGGUGGCUGUUACAUCCUGCUCCAGUACAUGAACUCCCAGCGUCUGAGCAGCGUCAACUGGAACGCGAUCAAUUCGAGGUACGAUAAGCUGGUCGGAAGCGCUGCUGGACCAGAGACAGGUGCUGUUAGUGGGUACAGCGGAAGUACGCUGCAGAGGAUCUGGAAUAGGACGACCAACUUUUUGAUGGCCGACUUCCAGCCUAGGGCUACGUUCAUGGCUGGAUUGGUGCUCGGGUUGCGCCUCGGUUGA
Messenger RNA from Kalmanozyma brasiliensis GHG001, 717 nucleotides. Its product is annotated as FUN14. The coding region runs from base 1 to 717 and encodes 238 amino acids. NCBI's taxonomy places the organism in Eukaryota, Fungi, Basidiomycota, Ustilaginomycetes, Ustilaginales. The record is from RefSeq and is a predicted model, not a curated record. Gene Ontology annotation, cellular component: mitochondrial outer membrane. The transcript is spliced from 2 exons. Gene Ontology annotation, biological process: autophagy of mitochondrion.